AUGGAUACAUCAGCACAGACUCGAGAUCCCACACAGCUGCACGACUCAAUUUCCGUGCAAAUCGAUGCCCAUGACGAAACUGAACGUCUGCGUACCCCAGAACAAAACCAGUCCUUAGAUCUGUAUGAUGGGGUGGGAAUCGCCGACCCAGUCAGUCUUCCAGAAUCUUUGGCAAGCUCUGUGACUAGCUCGCCGUCGCUCAACGCUGCAGAAUCAUUCUUGGCCUACACUGGCACAAACAGCGUCAAUAACUCAACGGAGAAGCUCAAGUUCUCCAACUCAGCUAUGAGGUUCAAUGAAGAAGCCUCCACAUAUCCUUACAAAAACGUUCCAACUGCAUUGGACUCACCGGGAACGCCUGAGCUGCCCCUCUUCUCGCUGAACAGUGGUAAUCCAUCCCAGACAAAUACUCCAAAACUGGAAUCUUCUUUUGGGUCCCUAGGCUCGCCAUAUAGAGGCGCCCCGAAAGUUGCCGGUUCUCUUGCUUCGGUAGACGACGAAAUCUCCCUCACUGCCGACGUCUCUUCUCUCCACCAGCCAGCCAGCUCUACCUCACCUAUGGCGAUCAAUAUAGAUGCGGAUGUAUAUUCCGAUUCAGAUGGCGGUAGAGAUGGAUAUCCUUCGAUUCAUAGCCCGUUAUUCUAUUCUAGUGCGCUGGAACUGGAGGGGCCUUCAAAUGCCACCCCCAGCGCCAGAAGAAGCAGGAAACUGACCCAGAUAAAUGUUCUCACGCCGCCACCGGCUACCAAAGCUCGCAAGCCUGCUCGUAGAAAGUCCCGCAACUCUGAGGCAAACUCUGAAAAAUCCCAUCGCUCAGAAUUCCAUCUGGGAAGUGGCUAUACACAAACACCCACCUCCGGUAAGAUCUUCCGCAAUCUACUCAUUCUCGAGGAAAGUCUUCGGCAACAGGUCAUUCAGCAACGUACACUUCGCCGGAAAUAUGUCACUUUCUUGGCUGUUCUUUGCUCUCUCAUCGCUGGCCUAACCCACCACUUGUAUGUGAGCGAGUAUCGUGGCCCCUUCCGUGUGCUUCUACAAUUGUUGCUCCUCAUGCUAGUGGUGACACUUCUCCUUUACCACCUCUCAGGUGAGUACCAAAAGACCAUCGUUCUCCCGAGAAAGUUUCUCUCCUCUACCAACAAAGGAUUGAGACAGUUGAACGUAAGACUAAUGAAAAUAAAAACAACGUAUACAGGAACAACUGCUGAUUUGACACGCGAGAUAGGAUUAUUCUUGUGUUCAAUGGCACUUAAAUUCUGUCAUACUGCAUUCCCUUCAAUGAUUCAGAACCCCAACUCAAAACUUGAAAUCUGGCUUGUUCUGGCCCAGCUGAGGUGCCAGCCACGAUUUGGCUUAAACGACGUCAAGCUUGUUCUCAUCCCUAGAAGUUUUAGUACCGACAUCAGAGAAGGCUGGGAAUUGUACCGGAAUGAAUUCUGGGUGAAUGAGGGAGUACGAAGAAGAAAUGCGGCGCUCGACUUCACCAAGCCAAAAGUAACAAAAAAGACGACAAAAGACAAGCCACGAAAGAGAAGACCUUCGGCGCCUCCCCUUCUCAAUUUGAGCGAACGAAACCUCCAACUGAUGGAUCAAAGUCCUGAAGCAUUGAAGUUUUCAUCUGUUCGCCAAUGA
Molecule: messenger RNA, 1632 nt
Organism: Australozyma saopauloensis
Lineage: Eukaryota; Fungi; Ascomycota; Pichiomycetes; Serinales; Metschnikowiaceae
Gene: SPO7
Product: Nem1-Spo7 phosphatase regulatory subunit
Exons: 1
Coding region: 1-1632 (543 amino acids)
Biological process (GO): nuclear envelope organization
Cellular component (GO): Nem1-Spo7 phosphatase complex; membrane
Molecular function (GO): protein phosphatase regulator activity; phosphoprotein phosphatase activity
Source: RefSeq, a predicted model, not a curated record